GACUUGCGUUAGUACUGAUGAUGUGUCUGGAACUCCGAUAACUCUUACGUCAAACAAUCUGUCAGCUCUGGCUCUGGUUCUGGUUCUGGUAGUAACGGGUGUCGAACGAGUUUUCAUAUCCACCAAAAGACUCUUUCAUACUUUCAUCUGAGUAACUUCUCUUGAAUUCAGCAGUUGUUUUACCUUCUUCAGAGUAUUAUCGAGCCAAGACUCGAAAAAAAAGUUUAGAUUUUAUUUUUUCACGUAGAAAUAGCUUGUCAUGAGAGUUAAACAUUCGUUCCUCAUCAUCCAAAGUGUUCUUGAGAUUCUGCAGUUGACUCUUGCUAACUCAGAGUGUCCUCUGGAUACUAUGACACCUGGAACUAGAACUGGAACUGAACCUAACUUUACUAAACUACUACAUCGCAAAAGACGACACCUGGUGUUUCCCAAGAGCACCACAUUCGUGAUCACCGUAAUAGGACUGAAAUCAAUCCAAGUCAAAGAGCCGACCAAUUGGAAUCUUGAUCUCGAGUUUGACAUAAUCUGGCCCAUCCCUUCCGAUGAAAUUUCCUCUGAGAAAAAAAUAAUCCGAAAAAAAUCAAACCACAAGCUACGUCGACACAAACGAGAUUUUUACAACACUUUUGAACUAGCUCUCCAAAGACUCGGGUUCCCUGGCAAGAAUUGCAUACUGAGGACAAUAUGUGAAUCGAAAAUUUUCUUACAACCACCCGGGAUUUCAUUCCUGGAUGAUUUAUUGCGUGUCAUAUUGAGCCACGAAGAAGAUGAAGAAAAUCCAGAUUUAUAUGACAUUGCGUAUCAAUCAAUGAAUGACUGUCAUAAAGCGUAUCAGUGUCCGAUAUCUUUAUUGGAGUUGUUAGUGAAUAAUUUUUAGGAAUAAUGAUGCUGAAUUUUCGGAAUAAAAUAUCAAUAUGUACAGAGUAAUAAAUAAUAAGUGAUGGGAGAAAAAUAAUAGUUGAAGUUGAAAGGUAUUGUAUUCUCAGUGGAGUAAAAAAAAUAAAAAGAGUUUUAAAAUUG
Molecule: messenger RNA, 1020 nt
Organism: Cotesia glomerata
Lineage: Eukaryota; Metazoa; Arthropoda; Insecta; Hymenoptera; Braconidae
Exons: 4
Coding region: 260-877 (205 amino acids)
Source: RefSeq, a predicted model, not a curated record